AAGAAAAACGAAUUUAAUUUAUUUAUACGAUCAUCACUUUCAUUAUUCUAUAAAUAAAGUAAUAAAUAGCCGGAGCGAUUUUCACAUUAUCUUAGUUCGUACGAUGAAGAUUAGUAGUGACGAAGGAGUAUGAAAAUUAGUGCAUCGAUUUCAUCCACUGCGGCUAGUGUUGUGAGUUUUCGCGUCAAAUAUGUACAUUUGUUCGUCGACUAUUUUGUAUUUUUCGGCAGCGGUGGUUUUUGUACAAGUGUGCGGUGAAAAUAGCAAUAACGGUACCAAUAAUGCUACGUCAAAUGGUUCCGGAAAUGUUACCUUCGAGGAAUCCAAGUUUGCUAAAUUUUUCAAAAAAACUCCCAGUCAAGUAAUAAAUGAAAAAUGUUCCAGUCAGUAUUCGCUAACGUGUUUAAAAAUCGAUAUCAGUAAAUUAUUAGAUAAAUUAGAAUCGGCCAAAAGCUUUCAAAUAUUUCCCGGCGUAUCGUUGAUCACUUCGGAAAACAGUCGCUCAGUCAACAACAGCGUGGAUUUUCCAACCGAUGCGGCGGUUUCUUGGGUUCGAUAUGGUAACAGUAGCAGCGAGUUAAAUUCGUACUUGAAACAAAAAGUUGGCAAAUACUUAGGAUCUUUAACGGUUCGAGUGAAUUUGCUGGACAAUCCUAUCGUGGAUAAUUUGAAACAGCUUACAUAUAACGCCUUUGGAUAUGUAUUUCAUCCAGUCGAAGAAACAGGAAGGAGUAAAAAACACGGUAAACACGAUCAUCACGCUGCCAUGUGGUCCGCAGCUAUGCUAGCAGCUCUUGGAUUAUCCGGUCUGGCAGCCCUGGCUGGAAAAGCAUUCCUAACCGGAGCUCUGGCUCUGAUAUUAUCAAUCGCUUGUUUACUCAAAAGCUGUCACAGAGGUCAUAAAGCCUCCCAUUAUGAAAUAAUCACUAAACCUGCUCAUUUGCACUCUGACGUUGAACAUAUCGGUUUAACCGCCGGAUUAAGCUCGCCUUCUUAUACAAGUUAUGCCAGACAGCUAAUUCAGGAUCGGAUUAUUCCUGCCAUAUUGGACACAGAAACGUCCGACGAGAGGGAAAUGGAAACUAAGGUUAUUCCGGUACAUGCCUAUCAAUUGUCAGCUAAUAUUCCUCAACAUCAAUUAGUUGGUCAUCGGUGAUGAUCAUAUUGUGCCUUAGUUAUCUAUCUUUCGUUUCGUUUUAUUAUUUAUUUUCGUGUUGCAGGUUCCUUUUAUUUGUUUAUUUAUUUAAGUAAUUUAUUUUAUUUAUUUUGCGUAUAAUAAAUGUACGUUGUUUUCUUUUCUUUUCUUUUCGAUGCUUAAUUCGCUUGUUUAAUUGCAUUUUUUUUUUGUUUUUUUUUUAAA
Planococcus citri (citrus mealybug) is the source of this 1360-nucleotide messenger RNA. RefSeq lists its product as uncharacterized. The record is from RefSeq and is a predicted model, not a curated record. Bases 191 to 1156 code for a protein of 321 amino acids. Lineage: Eukaryota; Metazoa; Arthropoda; Insecta; Hemiptera; Pseudococcidae. The transcript has 3 exons. Gene Ontology annotation, cellular component: membrane.